This is a messenger RNA of Haemonchus placei, 1923 nucleotides long. The record is from the annotation of a GenBank genome assembly. NCBI's taxonomy places the organism in Eukaryota, Metazoa, Nematoda, Chromadorea, Rhabditida, Trichostrongylidae.
AUGUCAUCAGAAUCUUUGAAGUUCAUUGUGGAAAACUUAAAUUCGCCACCGUUCGAUUGUAAUACGUCUCUGAUCGCCUUCGACACCUGGCCACCAAAUGUACUGCUACAACAGCUCAGCGAUGUCAUCAGUUGGAUCACUCAAACAGCUAAUAUUGAUAUAUCGAAAGAAACUCCAGACGAAACUGCUCUUCGUAUUCUUUACAACUUGAAAAUUCUUCGAUUCAAACCCCCUUCCGAUAUAGAACAGCUGGACGAGUGGAGAGCAGGACUGGUGGAAGGAGCGAAAAAGUCCGUCUAUCCCGUUCUUCUCUAUCUAUUCUCCAAUGUAGAUAUGCUUAAACAAAGAGCAUACCUAGCCAAAUAUCUCAUACAGGACGAGAUUCCCAGCAGUUUGAUGGACAAUGAAGUGGCUCAAUUGCGAAACGAACUAGCUCAGUACAUGGAGAGGUUCAAAGAGGUGCAUGCAAAUGUUCUUGACGUCCAGCAAGACACUAUGUUGAUCGAAGACAUAAAAGCUGAUCUCAAAUCAAUGGAAUCGGAAAAGGAGGGUUUGACGAGGAAAAUCGAAAGAACUUUCAAGAAAAUACAGAAUCUACCUUCGCUAGAGAGGCAAAUGGCUGCAGCUGAUCAGCUCAGCCUGCAUAAGGAACGUCUUGAACAAAUGGACAUUCAGCGCUCUGAACAGCGUGAUGGGGUAAUCCAUGCCGAAAAGCGGGUUCAACGUCUCAAAGAUCAGCUCAAGGAAUUACGGGAAGCAGCCGAAGAUAUCGAUCCGUCAGGUCUUAUCGAUCAAUUGAAGGACGAAAUUGCGACGAAUUCAUAUCUAUACGAAACCAAACUCGCGAAAGAAAUCGAACAGAAACGUCAAGUGGUCAGCGAACUCGUGAAUGCCACCAAUAUAACGGCCACUAGUGAUUUCGAUAUUAAUGCCCUACAAGCAGAGGUAGACGAAAAAACAAAUAGUAUCAUGGCUUUGGAACAGGAAAGGGAUAAAGGUGAAGAGCAAGUCAAUGAGAACUUCAGCAUUUUCCGUCAUCAAGCAGCAAAUGUUGAACGACGAAAGAACGCACUUGCUCAGAAACUUCAAGAUGCCAGGAAAGAGCUCAGCGGCUUGGAACAACACGUUGAGCAGAAGAAACAGGUCCUUCGCAGUACCAGUGGUGCGGAUGUUAUGAGUGCUCACCAAUUCAAAGCAUAUGUGAUUAAAGUACGUGACAAGAAAGUGGUCUACAAGAAGAAAAAGGCGCAGAUUGAGGAGAUCCUGACGGAACGUGAAGUCUUGCUGAGAACCAUUGACCUACUUGCAAAGAAAUUCGAAGGGCUCAAGGAAAAAAUUGAAAGCAUGGACGGGAAAGUAGUGGACCCAGAAGAUGCGCCAUUACCGGCACGACCUCGAACAGCAGCUCCUACGUCGUCAGACGUGGAGGAAUUGAAGACACUGGUGGUGGGUCUGAUGCAGACGCUCGACAAGCGCAGCGAUCAGCUUGCCCCUCUGAAGAAGGUCCACGCAGAACAAGAAGAAGCUCUGAAUGAGCUUACCGAGCAUGUCCGCAACAAACAAAACGAUUACGAGCGACGACGAGCACAAAUGGAAGAGAGCUAUGAGGAACAGAAGCAGUUGGUGGAAGAGAUGCAACAAGAAGAAACUGCCACCAAUGAAGCGAUUCAAUCGCUUGAAAACCAGAUUGCCGAGGUUCAAAGUCAACUUUCGACAAUCGAAGGCGAAGAUGCUAAUGGUGGUGUCGCUCGGCUAAAGGCUCAAAUAGAAGAAACGCAACGACAGAUCGACCAGCUCAAUCAGCGAACCGGUGGCAGCACGGAUUUAGCCAUAGCCCGAAAUCGAAUGGCAAUGUGGCGUGGACUUCUGACCAUGUUCGAAACAAAACUUGCAAUUGCUAGCGACAAAGUAAAACAGUUGUAA